GCAAUGGCCCUUUCUAGGAUUUAACACACCAUAUUCACCAUAAAGACUCACAUUAAAGAAUGUAUUCAAUGUUGAGAUAUAAUGUUGUGCUAGCUAGCUCGGGUUAGCAAGCUCUGCAAGUUUGCUAGUACAGUUGUUCUGCCCGCUGGGCUGUCUAGAUGAGACUGCUGUUGCUGUCUUUGAUGAUAACGAUAUUUAAGGAUAGACUCUGGUGAAAAAGCAGCAUAAUAUUCCCAGGAUUUGGUUUGGCAGAGUAUUUUCAGCGCUGAAGGAAAGUUUCUCGUGCACAAAACAGGGACUUUAAUAACAUGGUGUAAAUAUCAUGUGAGCCGGCCGCUAAGUUUACUUACUGCAACGGCAAAUGAAAAGUAAAAGCUAAGUUAGCUGCACAUCGAGUUGUUUUGACAUACUGGCGAAACGUCUAAAGGAUCAUAGAUAUUUUUAUAUGUAUGUAAAAUAUUAGAAGGCACAAGUCAGCAGUUGCAUUUGCUGUUAGUUGGUUUCAUAUUACUUUAGCUGUUGACCCCGUAACAUUCUUGGAAUUUACGCUUUUCUGGUACUAUAACUCAGUCAAAAUAUGACUUUCUUGAGGUUAAACUAAAACAUCAUUUUGAACUGGUUAGGCCACGCUAACUCCAGCCCUAAAACACAGACUGUUGUUGCUGUUAAGGCGAUCUCUAAUAGCAAUCGCAAUAAUUGCAUUGUGGAAUUAAAAUGUUGUAUUUCCUCCUAUGUCAAGUGACAGGAGAAAUUAUUGAAAGCAAGCAUUGUUUACGUUGUCAGACUCUGCAGAGUUUUGUUGUUGUUAUUUGUGGGGGUUUUUUUUUUUUACUCGCUAGCAGCACCCUGUUAACAUCAAGUCUUAUCUUGACUGUUUAGUUAUGCUUGUUUUGCAGUGAACUGUCAGUGUAAGUGUCUCUGCUUGUUACCAAUAUUUAUAAACGCUUCCCCUCAGCAUAGCUUAGCGUUAGCCGGGCAGCUAACUAAGCUGAUGACGAGGUAAAAAUGGCGGAUCUUUCGAAAUCCAACCCCGGCCUGAAAUAGUAACGCAGCCAGCAAAACAGCUUGUCGCUUUUUUUUCUCGCUCUUUGCCCCAGUCAGGACCACUUCUGGGCAAUUUUAAAAUAAACUAGUGCAACUCAGCACAGUUUUCUUUUGAUGGCUUUCACCUGGGGACGUGAAGAGAUUCAGCUCAGUCAGCUCUGCGUGUGAAUGUGGUAUGGAGUGGGUAGGGUUCAUAUGUGCGUUUCGGUGGAUUAAUGUUGAGUAGAGUGCAGCAGGACAAAGAUACGGCAGAGAUGAUCGUUGCGGCCUAGCAUCAGCUGUCUGCUUCAGUCAAAAUCAGCACAAGUCAAACGUUACUCAUUCCCACCUCCUUAUUUAUUACAUCUCACGUAAUUACUGAAGUCAUUUACAGGAUUAACAGAAAGCUGAGAGUUUGCAAGCAUGGAUGUAGUGUCACCAGAGCUCAACAGCCUCCUCCCAGAUGAGAUCAUGGAUACUGAGGAUAUAGAGGAUGUUCCUCACUCUCAACCUGGCACCACUGCAGUCCACUCAGAGCCCAGUGAUGAUGCAUCGGUCCCAAUGGAAACUGAUACACCCGUGGCUUCAGAGAACGUGAGCCUCUGUUCAGAUGCCGUUUUAACUGAACCCACUAAGGCUAUGACCACCUCCACGGCCACAGACUCCAUGCUUAGUGCCAGCCCCAGAAGUCCGCCUCCUGUCUCAAAUUCCAGCACAUCGUCUCCUCUUCUUACCAUCAAACCAGCCUUGGCUACUUCGACAACCACAACCAAAACCACAGACAGUGUUACUGGAACUAGUGUGACUACAAGUGGAUUACAGAAGCUCACAACUCCAUUUACAAUCUCUCCUGCAAAUCGCCAGAUUAUUCUCAAUAAGGUGGCUUCUCAAGCCUCAGAAGCAGCAAAGUCUGCAGGUAAUCCACCCCAGGUCAUCAAGCAGGAUGGACAGAAACUUUUGGUUACAGCUAUAGGAAAAUCGGGGCAGCCUAUAGUGCUUCAGUUACCCCACACAGGCAGCAAGCCUGGCAUUUCACAGACUGCCGGAGACACCAAGUCUCAAGCGCCGCAGUUUAAAGUGGUGACUAUAGGUGGGAGGUCAGACCUGAAGCCAGUGGUGGGCAACCAGGUGACCACAUUACAGACCCAGCAGCUGAAGACUGUCCAGAUUGCCAAGAAGACACCAGCAUCCUCAGCUGCACCGAUCAAGUUUAUCAUCACAAAAACUGUUAACAGCAAAGGUAUAAGUGCCCAGACAUCAAUGCCUCCUGUGAUCACAGGACGGGUUCUGACCCAGAGUUCACCAGUGAUGCCCCCGAGGACCAUUACUCUCUCUGAGCCCCACAACACUAAUUUACAAAGUAUCCCUGGCAAAAAGAUUGCCAUUUCCCCUCUCAAGACUCCCAGCAAGGUGACUGUGGUGUCUGUGGCUUCCCCGACCUCCGGUGCUUCUCAGAAGUCUGUAGCACUGCCUGUGAAUGUAGCACUUGGCCAGCAGAUCCUGACAGUCCAGCAGUCAACAUCUGUAUCUCCAGUCAAGGUGGCCACUAGCCAAUCAACAACGCAGAACAUUAAACCUGUGGCUGUUGGAGGAGUGGGAGGUUCCCAGUUUAAAACAAUCAUACCCCUGGCCACCCAGCCCAACGUGCAGCAGAUCCAGGUGCCUGGCAGCAGGUUCCACUACGUUCGCCUCGUCACAGCAACGACAGCGAGCAGUACAGGACAGCCCAGUGGUCCCAGUACCAGCUCUAUACAGACAGCUAAACCUAUGGUGGUCAGUACAGCAGCGGUCAGGAUGUCUGUCCCAGUUGUCCCAGCACAGACCAUGAAACAGGUGGCACCUAAGCCCUUAACAUCAGGACCACAAGUAGUAACCACCACUCAGACUCAGCAACGUUUGAUCAUGCCUGCGACUCCACUACCCCAAAUCCAGCCCAACUUCACCAACCUCCCUCCAGGCACCGUCCUGACACCAGCUCCAGGAGGAGGGAAUGUGGGUUACGCGGUUGUGCCAGCACAAUAUGUCACACAGAUCCAGCAGCCACCAUUUGUGACGCUUGCCAGCAGCUCUAGUUUUUCUGCAUCCACUGGUAUCCAGACUCAGGCCAGAUUGCCUCUUAAUGGUUUGUCAGCAGCAGAAACAACCUCAAGACCAAGAAAACCAUGUAACUGUACCAAGUCACAGUGCCUCAAACUCUACUGUGACUGUUUUGCAAAUGGAGAGUUCUGCAAUAACUGUAACUGCAAUAACUGCUUCAAUAACCUGGAACAUGAAACUGAACGUCUCAAAGCUAUAAAGACUUGUCUGGACCGAAACCCAGAGGCCUUUAAACCUAAAAUUGGUAAAGGCAAGGAGGGAGAGUCGGACCGUCGACACAGCAAGGGCUGCAACUGCAAACGCUCAGGCUGCCUGAAGAACUACUGCGAGUGCUACGAGGCGAAGAUCAUGUGUUCGUCCAUUUGUAAAUGCAUCGGCUGCAAAAACUUUGAGGAGAGCCCGGAGAGGAAGACGCUAAUGCAUUUGGCAGAUGCAGCAGAAGUGAGAGUUCAGCAGCAAACGGCAGCCAAGACCAAACUAUCCUCACAGAUCUCAGAUUUGCUCAUGCGGACGACGCCUGUGAUUUCAAGUGGAAGUGGCAGGCUCCCGUAUACGUUUGUAACAAAGGAAGUGCUUGAAGCAACAUGCGAGUGUCUGCUGGAGCAGGCCAAAAAAGCAGAACAGACUCACCAGCCUCAAGUUGAGGCAGAGAGGAUGAUUCUGGAGGAGUUUGGACACUGCCUCAUGAGGAUAAUCAGCUCGGCAGGGAAAGCCAAAUCAGACUGUGCCUCCAUCAACUGCUAGGCCGAGGCCUGUAAAGGCUCUCCACCCUCUAACCCUCCUACCAGCUGUGGAGGCUAAGAGAAUGGAUUACUUUUUGCACUCUGUCCUAGACCCCAGGGUUUCUGGCCUGCAGGGAAACAGGUUGUCUCCUUCAUCAAAAGGCAGAACAAUGAACUGAAGGCAGGCAGAUCCCACCCCCACCCCCCUGCCUUAGCCAAGCUGAGGCCAGCUGGAAUAAUAAAAAACAUGGAGCAGUUGUUUGCACUGUUCACCUAUGCUAACAGAAGGAUAAAUGGACUGACUUUGAAGACGUUACCAUACUUAUCCACCUGAGUGUGAUGCACACAAAUGACUGAACAGGAAUACAAAUGUUCUUUCACUUGAUUUUCUUUUUUUUUCUUCUUUUUUUCACCCCCCCCCCCCCGCCAAAUUUCCCUUCCAAACCUCUAUCAAAUGUUUCCUUCACAUUUGCUCUUCCAUUUCACUCUGGGUUUUUUUUAGGUUUGUUUUGAGGUUUAAAAAAAUGCCUGUAAUUUUAUGUAAUCCGUAUAUUUGUGCUUUCAGUAGACAAAAAAAGAAUAUGUAUCUUUUGAUAUUUAUUUUCACAGGUAUUUGUAAUCAUUGUCAGCGCUAAUAUUGUGUGGCUUCAAAUGCUACAACAUGUUAAUUAUUAACCAAGGCUAGGCUAAAUUGUUUUAAUGAGAAAUAAGUAGAUGCAAUCUUUGGUUUUAUCCUAAAUCCAAAUGUAAGAUGAAUACACACACACACACACACACACACACACACACACACACACAGUACAGAAUAGUUGUAACUUGGUUACACUGACAGAGGUUCACAUUUUUCCUGGUGCUGUUUUGUUUUCUUAGUUACAUGCUUACUGUACAUUAAAGACCAAUUACACCCACGUGACUUGUUUAGUGUUCUUUCAGAUAUCUGGACACGAUAGCCUGAGUGUUAGUGUUUUCCAGCCCUGUCCACACCUGUGUACCUUUAGACCCUCUGUCUCAGUUUUAGUCUGGCCUAAGCUAUAAAGCUGAGACUUGUGAACAAGGGCUAGAAGAGCUGCUUGUUGUGCUUUUAAGUAAACAAAUGUGGGCAAAGCUUGUUUUUAUGUAUGUUUGUUUUUUUUCUAUUUAGGUUAUAAACUUCAAACAGGAAAGUUAUUCACGGAGUUCCACGGGAACACUGUCCCAGUACUGUCAAUGAAGCCAGAUGACACAAAUCAAUUAAAAUACAGGACACUCUGUGAAACAUAAGUGUUGUAAAACCCAUUUAAAAAGCAUUCAGCUGAUCCAAAACACUACAUCAAGUAUGCUAACAGGAAAAGAGAUCAUAUUUCUCUUAUAUUGUUUUCUCUUUCUUGUUCUGCCUUUGAGCACCAUUACAGACCUUCUAGUUCUAUUAUUUUUUUAUUAGUUCUCUCAUGUACACACUCAUAUACAGGCAUGAUAUAUCUGUCAGCAUACAUUCAAGUAAUCACUUCAGGCUUCAGUCUGCUGAAGAAGGCUCAUUAACCAAAGCAUGCUACAGCAUCUGCCAAACAUGCUGGAGGUGGAAGCAUUGCUAUGGCAACUCUGUAUACCUGCCAUUGGAACUAAGUCACUGGUGUAUAUUGAUUAUGUGACUGCAGAUAGAAGAAUUCCUCACUCUCUGCUCAGACUCAGCCAAAACUGACCAGAUGGUGUUUCACAUUGUAAAUGGAUAAUUUCUUUGCAAAGAAAUGGGCUGUCCUU
Haplochromis burtoni (Burton's mouthbrooder) is the source of this 5579-nucleotide messenger RNA. It is a transcript of the gene lin54, whose product is annotated as lin-54 DREAM MuvB core complex component. Bases 1447 to 3864 code for a protein of 805 amino acids. The transcript has 14 exons. Gene Ontology annotation, biological process: regulation of DNA-templated transcription. The record is from RefSeq and is a predicted model, not a curated record. Lineage: Eukaryota; Metazoa; Chordata; Actinopteri; Cichliformes; Cichlidae. Gene Ontology annotation, cellular component: nucleus.